Messenger RNA from Octodon degus (degu), 2167 nucleotides. It is a transcript of the gene Pxdc1, whose product is annotated as PX domain containing 1. The transcript is spliced from 5 exons. Gene Ontology annotation, molecular function: phosphatidylinositol binding. NCBI's taxonomy places the organism in Eukaryota, Metazoa, Chordata, Mammalia, Rodentia, Octodontidae. Bases 591 to 1226 code for a protein of 211 amino acids. The record is from RefSeq and is a predicted model, not a curated record.
GCCGAGUUUUCAGCGCCGCCCCGAGCGCGGGCGCAGCAGCCUCCGGAGAACGAGCGGCGCCUGACCCGGACGGAAGCGCAGGAACGCGGAACCCAGACGGACCUCGGCUGCGCACGGAGCAGGGCGGACCAGGGGCAGAGCCGGCUCCCGACAGACGCGGAUCCCGGACAGACGCGGGUUCCCGACAGACUUGGGACAGACUUGGGACGGAUCCGGCUUCAGACAGACCGGGGCCCUGAACAGACCCCGGCUUGCGACAGACCCGGGCAGGAUCCUACUCUAGACAGACCCCGGCUUGGGACAGACCCGAGACAAACCCCGCCUUGGGAUAGACACGGGAAAGACCUGGGACAGCCGGCUCCAGCCAGACCCACACCGCGGACAGACUCCGCCUUGGGACACACGCGGGGGAGACCCCAGCUCCACACGGCUCCUGAAGGGCCCCGACCCUCGCCAGACUCCAGCACUGGGCCUAUUCCCGGUUACAGGGCGCCCCGGCCCGCGCCUCCCUCCUGCGGGCUGUGGGCUGCGGGCUGCGGGCGGCGGGGCGAGGGCGCCCCUCGGCGGCAGGGGUAUGCGUGGCCCGCGGCAUGGCCUCGGCGGUGUUUGAGGGCACGUCGCUGGUGAACAUGUUCGUGCGCGGCUGCUGGGUGAACGGCAUCCGCAGACUCAUCGUCAGCCGGCGCGGCGACGAGGAGGAGUUCUUCGAGAUCCGCACUGAGUGGUCGGACCGCAGCGUACUCUAUCUGCACCGCAGCCUCGCAGACCUGGGCCGCCUGUGGCAGCGGCUACGCGACGCCUUCCCCGAGGACCGGCCAGAGCUGGCGCGCGGGCCCCUGCGGCAAGGAUUGGUCGCCAUAAAGAACGCGCAUGACAUAGAGACCCGGCUCAACGAGGUGGAGAAGCUGCUCAAGCUGAUCAUCAGCAUGCCCUGCAAGUAUUCUAGGUCGGAAGUGGUGCUCACUUUUUUUGAAAGAUCGCCUCUGGACCAGGUGCUAAAAAAUGACAAUGUACACAAAAUUCAACCCAGCUUUCAAAGUCCGGUCAGAAUAUCAGGUUUGAGAAUGGCGGCGAGUUCACCCCAGAGCUGGAGGAUGGUGACGACCCCGAGGCUUAUGUCACCAACCUGUCCUAUUACCACCUGGUCCCCUUCGAGACGGACAUUUUGGACUGAGCCUCCUCACCAGGCAUCCCCCACCUCUGCCCUUGACUGCACGUUGGGAUGACGUCCGCAGCGAUGACGUCCGCAGCGUGGCGCUGGUCAUCACAGCUGCUGCUCAGCCCUCCGCCUCCUGCAGGCCCAGGUCCCGUCGCCAUGAAGCCUGGGCGCCCUGCAGGGGAAGCCACUGAGCCCCCACUGGCCACAGCAAGGCCCAGGGGUCAGCAGCCUUGGCACGGCUUGCCUCCAGAGAGUGUGACUCGGGAGGCCGCCAGCCUGUCUCCUGGGGGCUCUCCUCUGUCCUCUGGACGCCACAGCCUGCCUCGCAGCUCCUGGGACUUGCUCCCUGCCCACGCUCAGAGCCUGCAGGGCGUGUGCUCCACUGGGCUCGCUCUUGGAGUUACUGCGCCCUCUUGGAGCAUCCCUGUGGGUAAGAGUUCCCGGGCCACCCGCCCACUCACCUGUCAGAGGCACAAGUUCCCAAGUUCUGGACAAUGAACAUCUCUUAGUUCAGAAAUCCAGGAUUUCCCCAGGGGUGUGGCUUUCCUUUGGGUUUUUCGAGGGCUCUCUGGAAACUAGGCUUAUGUCACCCCAGAGGAGCUUUUCUGUAGGUCAAACACACACGGGAGAACUGGAAAAGGAGAAAGGAGAUAUAACGGAGGGGCGGGUAUGCCUGUGGACUUGGCCUGAGAGAAGGGGCCAUCCAGAGAAGCCACGAGCUUCUCAGCCCUGCAGCCCACGCUCGAUGCUGCCACGUGACAUCUGACACUCCUGUCUUGUGUGCCAAGUGGCAUCCCGGCUGUAGUGACCUCAAGGGCUGGGGACGGGAGGAAGUUCGAGGCUCCGAGCCCACCUCAGAUGCAGGGUCCAGGUCCCCACACGGUGUCUACUAAUGACCAGCAUUUGUUAGUGUAAAUAAUAGUAAAUUAUUGAGAAUUCUAAUUCUUUUACACAGUCUGUUUUUAAUCUAUUUUAAUGAAAUAAAAUCUAUUCCUCUGAUCUAUUUAA